GGCUCCCUCUUCUUGUCGCUUGUCGUCGCCAUUGAUCCCAAGCCUACCUUGGUGUGGCAACAGCACAGCGAUGGAUGCAAACGAUAGUGUGAUCUUGAAAGCUCCGCUUGUGGAGGUUGGCGCACGACGAGAAGCUACCCUAGAGCGGCUUCUGUUGAAAGUGGACGCUUGUGAGGAUCUUGCGAUCCAUGGAUCCUUUGUGAAGAGUUUGGAUAACGCAACGUGCCUUUGGGACCGAUGCUCUUGCUCCUCGGCAACACUGAAGCACCUCAUGUUGACGCGCUUCUUGACUGGAUCUUUUCCGUUGCAGGCAAGCACUCUAACGUCGCUACUUCAAUCAUCACUGGGUCGUCAGCUGGAAUCGUUGGACCUCACUGCGGUUGACGUCCAUGACGACGAAGCUGGAGAAUCGAGCAGUGACCAAGGUGGAUUUGCCAAGGUUCUACAAGCUGUUAGAAGUCUUGGCCAACUAAAAAAAUUGUGCUUGGACGAUAUCUUUUUCGAAGAACGGGCUCAGCAGCACCGAUACGGUAUUGAUUCUAUAUUGCAGGCACUAACAGCGCCAGGAUCAACCACAGCGACUCAUCUCGAAGCGCUGCAAGUCGUCCAGGUCUUUCAUCGCGGAGGCAACAUUUCAACAGCCACAAUGGAAGCAGUGUGCCGCUUACAAUGUUUGAAAACGCUCAAGCUAACGGGGGUUCGGUUGCCCCACGAUCUUGUGACUGCCAUGACGGAGACUUUGUCGUCAAGACAAGAGCACGCACAAACGCUGGAGCAUUUGCAUUUGGAUGCGGCCGUCAUUAGCCGUGAUUCCUUCGUGUGUAUUGCUCGCAUGUUGCAGCACAAUCGCAGUAUUCAAAAACUGGAAUUAUUGCGUCUACGUCGUGAUGAAUUCCUGGGGAAACCGGUCCAAUCAGACCAAGGAUUGGAUGAUGCCAUUGUCCGAGAGUUUGCGAUAGCUCUUCGACGCAACAACACCCUGCUCGAACUGCAUGCAUCACCUGUGGGGGCUGUUACAGAGGUUGGAUACUCAGAAAUGGAAAUGUUGUUGCAACACCACAAUCACACUCUGGACCAACUUGUUGCAACGGUUGGAUUGAGCGCAGAACACGAUGAGAUUAUGUUUCGGGUACAGCGACUGCUUCAGUUGCACAAUUUUGGAUUGCGCCAAGCGGAGAGCAUGUCCAAAGCCAUUUUUCUCGAUGCCUUGAUUUCAUGCUGCAGCGAAAUCUCUCUCGAUUGCCUCUUUUAUCUUUUCUUUGCCAACCCGUCUCUUGCCAGAUUCCUUCAAUGAUGUCGAUUGAACGCCGCAACCAGCAAUUACUUGAAUGAAUGUUGCAAUGCGCCUCAUGCCGUUGCACGAAGCAGCCAGUAAAUCUUGUCCAACAACUCCUUUGCCUCAGGUGUCCUUUUGCCUAAUGUUGCCUCAGUGAUAUCAAGCGACGUUCUAAGCGCAUCCAAUGCUCCCUCAUAGUCUCCUUUGCUUUGCAAGGCGCCACCAAUAUUGUUGUAUGAUCCCACCAACUUGUAAUGGUUCGCCCCAUAGACUUCCUCUCGAAUCUUUAGCGCCUUUUUGUGCUCUUCAACUGCUUCAUCAAACCUGCCCAUUUCGUGGAGCACACUCCCAAUGUUGUUGUAGCUUGUGGCGACAUCGGGGUGAUCUGGACCCAGAACAGCCUGCUUUAUCUUGAGUCCUUUUCGAUAAGCCUCCAAGGCUUCGGGGUAUUUGCGCUGGUACUGCAAGAUCGCGCCAAUGUUCGUGUGCUGCGUGCUGUGUAAGCGUGAUCUUCACCAAGUACACUUUCAAAUACGGCCAAGGCCCUUUCGUACUCUACAAGCGCACCUUCCAAGUCCCCUUUGGCUUUGAGAAUCAUCCCAAUGUUGUUAAUGGAGGCAGCCGUGUCGGUGUGGUCUUUACCCAAAAUGUUUUCCUCAAUGGCCAAGGCUUUCCGUGUCUCUUCGAGUGCACCAUCAUAGUUGCCUUUAUUGAAGAGCUGGCUCCCCAGGAUCCCAUAGAGACUGGCAGUGUCGGGGUGAUUGUGACCAUUGCAUGUUUCGCGUAUUGCAAUGGCUUUUCUGCAGUGUUCAAUGGCCGAAUCGUAGUCUCCCAUCUCCUCCAUCACUGAACUAAUACUCCCAUAAGACUCGCCAAUGGCCUCGUGAU
Messenger RNA from Seminavis robusta, 2164 nucleotides. Lineage: Eukaryota; Bacillariophyta; Bacillariophyceae; Naviculales; Naviculaceae. The record is from the annotation of a GenBank genome assembly.